Zerene cesonia (dogface butterfly) is the source of this 1806-nucleotide messenger RNA. It is a transcript of the gene ics, whose product is annotated as ras suppressor protein 1. Lineage: Eukaryota; Metazoa; Arthropoda; Insecta; Lepidoptera; Pieridae. The transcript has 6 exons. Bases 60 to 914 code for a protein of 284 amino acids. The record is from RefSeq and is a predicted model, not a curated record. Gene Ontology annotation, molecular function: protein binding.
UUCUGAUUGGUGUAAAGUUUGUUCUGAAGUUUUAAUCGGUGAAGUAAAUUAACCUAACAAUGAGUCAUCCCCCAGUUUCCUGUAUUCCAAACACUGCCAAAAUGUCGAAGGCAAAAAAAGUGAUCGAAGAAGCGAAGGAGAUAAAUAAUCCUGAAAUUGAUUUAGUGGAUAAAGGGAUUUCAAGCCUCGAUGAAAUUCCUGGCUUGUUUGCUUUAGAAAACAUAACGAGGCUGACUUUAAGUCAUAACAAACUGCAAGUUGUCCCAGCUGGUCUUGCGAAUUUAAUCAACUUGGAGAUUUUGAACCUUGCUAACAACCACAUAGAGGAGCUCCCUGUUAGUUUGUCUUCUUUACCAAAACUCCGGAUUUUAAAUGUGUCACUUAAUAGAUUAUACACAUUGCCAAGAGGAUUUGGUGCAUUUCCUGUAUUGGAAAUCUUGGAUGUGACCUACAACAACCUUAAGGAAACCACACUGCCAGGAAAUUUCUUUAUGAUGGAGAGUCUCAGAGCUUUGUAUCUAGGCGACAACGAUUUUGAAUAUCUUCCUCCUGAAAUUGGAAAUCUUAAAAAUCUGCAAAUCCUAUCAAUGAGAGAAAAUGAUCUAAUUGAAGUACCUAGAGAGUUAGGACAACUGUCAAGGUUGAGAGAACUGCAUUUGCAAGGAAAUAGGCUUGUUGUUCUUCCCCCCGAAAUAGGGUCUUUGGAACUGGCAAGUAAUAAGUCGGUAUUGAGGCUGGAGGGUAACUUCUGGGUGCCUCCAAUUGAAGACCAGCUCAAGCUAGGGCCGUCUCAUGUGCUUGAUUAUCUACGCUCAGAGACUUAUAGAGUUUUGUACAGUAGGCAUAUGUCUGCCAAGCCACCGCCGCCGCCACAGACACUCGACAAAAGCAAGAAAGCAAGCAGAAUGCGAUAAACAAAUACCAAUAUUGUGUUCUCAAGGAAAGGUACUAGAAACUGUCAACAGAAGAGUAAUAAGAUUAAGUGAAGUUUCUUCGUGAAAGAAAUUGUUUAUUUUAUGAAAUUCUCUACUUUUUAAGAAUAAUGUUUAUUAUUUUGAUAAAGAUCGAUAAAGCAAGUAGCACCUAGAUGUUUCUACAAUCUGAAAUAUAGUGCCUUUACCUUUUAUAUAAUGCUUUAACAAAUGCUAAAAUUAAGUGUAUGUGUACUAAAUUUAUGUUAUGUGUUUAUCAAGUGUCGUGAAAUUGUAUUUAGUUGUGUUCGUUGCAAUCUUAACUAUCAUUUUGAUGAACAACUGUAUUUCCGAAUAUUUUAAAAUCUUUGUAUAGUAUAUAAACAAAUUAAUUAUUAUUGUUAUAACUUUACUCACCAAGUGCCAUGCAUAUUGUAAAAUUGUAAUUCAUAACAAAUGUUAAAAAUAGGUUGUUAAUUAAUAUUUUAUAUAUUUGUGUGUUAAAUAAUCAAAGCAACAUUUGCAUAAAAAUGUUUAUUAAAACCUUUAAAAACAGUCUUAUAAAAAAUAAGUUCACACAUUUACCUAUAAAUGCCUCAUUUACAAUUAAUAAUAAGGUGUAAAAACAUUUUUAGUACAUAUCCUAUUUGUGAAAGGGUAUACAAUUAUUAUCAAAGUUUUGCUGUUACUGAGCAAUUGUAUUUUACUAUAUCUAUCUUAUUUAAGAUAUUUCACAAAUAUAUCAAGUUUAUUUUUCAUACAUCUGUUUAAUGCAAUAUUCACAUAGAUUUUUUUUAUGUCUAAAUCACUAUAAUUUAUUUGCUGAAUGUCUUUAAUACUUGUUGGGAGACAAUUAAGGCAGAAUGUAAUGUUUAAGGAAUAAAUUAUUACUAAC